This is a messenger RNA of Rhodamnia argentea, 2085 nucleotides long. RefSeq names its product cytochrome P450 94C1-like. Gene Ontology annotation, molecular function: heme binding; oxidoreductase activity, acting on paired donors, with incorporation or reduction of molecular oxygen; monooxygenase activity. Lineage: Eukaryota; Viridiplantae; Streptophyta; Magnoliopsida; Myrtales; Myrtaceae. The transcript has a single exon. Bases 135 to 1673 code for a protein of 512 amino acids. The record is from RefSeq and is a predicted model, not a curated record.
UAUUUAUCUCUUUUCUCAACGACGCUAGGUUUCUCCUAUAAAUGAGAGAUCUUUCACUCUAAUUUGCAGCUACCCAGGCGAACUUUUCCUUCCCAAUGUGAAUCUUCCUUUGAUAUUGUUAAGAAAUAUCAUCAAUGGAGUUCAUAGGAUUCUCAUUGCUUCAUAAGCUUCAGACUUCUCCUUGCUUCUUCUUCUUCUUCUUCUUCUUCCUCUUCCUUUUGUUGUUCACCAUCUCUAUAUUUCUGAUCUUCUGUGUAUUUCUCUGGUUUGCGAGACGCAAACUUUUGUGCCAAUGCCACAUUUGCGAUAGUUACCGUACGUCUAGUUGGGCAGAUGAGUUCCACAACCUUUGUGAUUGGUACACUCACCUCCUCAAGGAAUCUCCAUCCCAAACCAUCCACAUCCAUGUUCUUGGCAAUGUUGUUACCGCGAAUCCGAAGGUGGUCGAGUACAUGCUCAAGACGAGAUUCGACAAUUACCCGAAAGGGAAGCCUUUCUCCAUGAUCCUUGGCGAUCUUCUCGGCAAGGGCAUUUUCAAUGUCGACGGAGAUUGGUGGGUAUUCCAGAGGAAGAUGGCGAGCCUCGAGCUGGGGAGCAUCUCUAUCCGGUCCUACGCAUACGAAACCGUCACCAAAGAGAUAGAGAACCGGCUCCUCCCGCUUUUGUCAGCAGCAGCUGAGGACGGGAAGAGGAUCUUGGAUCUACAGGACGUUUUCCAAAGGUUCUCUUUCGACAUCAUUUGUAAUUUCUCUUUCGGGGUAGACCCGGGGUGCCUCGAGUCUUCCAUGCCCAUUUCUAGCUUUGCUGAGUCGUUCAACCUCGCAACAAAGUUAUCGGCGGAGCGAGCCCUUGCGAUCACUCCAUUAGUGUGGAAGAUGAAGAGGCUGCUCAAUGUCGGCUCGGAGAAGAAACUCAAUGAUGCUGUCAAAGUAGUCAAAGUCCUUGCGAAGGAUGUCAUAUCACAAAAGAGGAAGUUAGGGUUUUCCAACCACCAAGAUCUUCUUUCGAGAUUCAUGGCUUGCGUAGAUGACGACAAGCAUCUAGUAGACAUUGUCAUUAGCUUUAUCCUAGCCGGUCAGGACACGAUGGUGUCGGCAUUGUCCGCCUUCUUCUGGCUGCUCGGGACACAUCCCGACACCGUGUCAAGGAUUCGGAGCGAGGCCAAGGAAGUCAUCAACGGGGAUCAAGGAUUUGCGAGUUUUGAACAAAUAAGGGCGCUGCAUUAUUUGCAUGCGGUGGUAUAUGAAAGCUUGAGAUUAUUCCCACCCAUUCAAUUCGACUCAAAAUUUGCCCUAAAGGAUGAUGAACUUCCAGAUGGAACGUUUGUUAAGGAAGGCACAAGAGUUACUUACCACCCUUAUGCAAUGGCCAGGAUGGAACGAAUUUGGGGGCCCGAUUGCAUGAAAUUCGAGCCUGAGAGGUGGAUCGAAAAUGGCAAAUUUUGUCCUCCGAACCCGUAUAAGUACCCGGUCUUUCAAGCUGGGUCAAGGGUUUGCCUGGGGAAGGAGAUGGCUAUAGUCGAGAUGAAAAUCGUGGCGCUAUCUGUCCUACGAAAGUUCGACAUCACGGUCGUCUCGCCAGCGAAUGGACCCCGGUUUAGUCCGGGCCUCACCGCGAUUAUGAAGGGUGGGGUUAGGGUUCUGGUCAAGAAGAAAAGGGACGCUCCACCCUAGGGGGGGAAUUGAUUUCGCAACCUGAAAUUGGUUACGUGAUGGAUGAGUUUCAGUGAGUAAACAGUUCUGCAAAGGAAUGCGAGAAAACGUCAAUUUUCGGAAAAAGGAUGUCCUUAGGUGCAAAGGUGGUCCAAAAAACCAAAGGUAGAAGAAGAGAGAGAAAUGAUGCACGGUACAGAAAUUUGUCCCACAAUAAGGUGGUAGUAUAGCCUAAUCCCGAAAUGGGAAUUGCUUUAUUGUUUGUCGUCACUAGCUCCAGAAAAAUUUUCGUGCUUUUUUAUUUUAUUUUUUAAUCUAUUUAGUGAAAUUUUGACACCAUGUAGCAAGUGGGACUAGCUGGUUGAAUAUCACAAAAGUCCUCAACUACUAGUUUUAUGUAUCUUGGCGAACUUUUUUUAAGGGAAUUGAUUGU